GAUGAAGUAAUACUAAUGUUGUCCACCAGAAGGAGACACAGGAUAAGAAAUCAUUUGAUCUCAUAGCUCAAAAUCUGUGUAAAUGGUUCAAUUUAAAUAGAUUGACUUGCAGAAAUCUGUGAUCUCCUAAAUAUCCUACUUCAUGAUCAUUAUGAAUGAUUGGACAUCGCAUCGCUAACAUUUUUCCACUGUAGUUUUCAGACGGUCCAUAUGGGAUCCACCGAAUACAACCAACUUUACCGCCCAAUAAAUGUGUCAUGCUGUACUGUAUGGUAACAAUUUAUACGAAGCUAAAGCAUGAAAUCAAUUAUUCAGGGACAAACACACAAAACGUGCACCGAGCUCGUAACGUGACGUCAUCACCGCUCGCGCUAUAAAAAGUGAAAGUAAAUGAACAGAGUUGAUGGAAUAUCAAUGUGUUUUUAGAGGAACCUUUAUAAAAGAUCUUCCCUCCAGAGUCAGUGUUGGAGAUCAGAUUCUGUUUCAACUGUUCAGAUUCAUCAUGGAUGGCACACAAACAUCCAGAGAUGAAGAUUUUUCUCCAGGAUUCAGUUCAGUUGAUCAGAAGAGAUCAGAACCAGAGUCCAGCUGUGUGUCUCUGAGGAGUGACAGAUCUAUGGGUCAACCAGUACAUUUUAAGAGUGGAGAUACACAGACUGAUCUCAGUUCAGUUGAUCAGAAGAGAUCAGAACCAAAGUCCAGCUGUGUGUCUAUGAGGAGUGACGAGUCUAUGGGUCAACCAGUACAUUUUAAGAGUGGAGAUACACAGACUGAUCUCAGCUGUGUGUCUAUGAGGAGUGAAGAGUCUAUGGGUCAUAAAAUACAUUUAGUCCUCAACAGGUUUAGAUCAAAUCUGAAGAAGAAGUUUGAGUGUCUGUAUGAGGGAACAGCACAGCAGGGAAACCCAACACUCCUGAAUGAGAUCUACACAGAGCUCUACAUCACAGAGAGUGAGAGUGGAGAGAUCAGUAAUGAGCAUGAGGUGAGACAGAUUGAGACACAAUCCAGGAGAGCAGCAACAGAGGACACACCGAUCCAAUGCAAUGACAUCUUUAGACCUUUACCUGGACAAGACAAACCCAUCAGAACUGUGCUGACAAAGGGAGUCGCUGGCAUUGGAAAAACAGUCUCUGUGCAGAAGUUCAUCCUGGACUGGGCUGAAGGGAAAAAGAAUCAGGACGUCCAGCUCAUAUUUCCACUUCCUUUCAGAGAGAUCAAUUUGAUGAAGGACAAAACACUCAGUCUUUCUGAUCUUCUUCAUGUCUUUUUCCCUGAAACAAAAGAAAUGGAAAUAUCCAGUGACAAAUAUAAAGCGUUGUUCAUCUUUGAUGGUCUGGACGAGUGUCAUCUGUCUCUGGAUUUUCAGAGCGAUGUGAGGUUGUGUGAUGUAAGUGAAUCAGCCUCAGUGGACGUGCUGCUGACGAACCUCAUUGUGGGGAAUCUGCUUCCCUCUGCUCUCAUCUGGAUCACCUCCAGACCAGCAGCAGCUGAUCUCGUCCCCUCUGAGUGUGUCCAUCGAGUGACAGAGGUACGGGGCUUCAAUGAGCCACAGAAGGAGGAAUACUUCAGGAAGAGAAUCAGUGAUCAGAGUCUGGCCAAUACAAUCAUCUCACACCUGAAGUCAUCAAGGAGCCUCGACAUCAUGUGCCACAUCCCAGUGUUCUGCUGGAUCUCAGCCGCUGUUCUAGAGAAGAUGUUGAGCGAAGCAGAGAGUGGAGAGAUUCCCAAGACUCUCACUCAAAUGUACACACACUUCCUGAUCCUUCAGACCAACAUCAAACAUGAAAAGGACUAUGAGAAGAACGUGACAGAUGAAGACAUGAUCCUCAAACUGGGGAAAGUGGCUUUUCAGCAGCUUGUGAAAGGCAAUGUGAUCUUCUAUGAGGAAGACCUGAGAGAGUGUGGCAUUGAUGUGACAGAAGCAUCAGUGUACUCAGGAUUGUGCACUAAGAUCUUCAGAGAGGAGUUUGGCUGGUAUCAGGGGAAAGUCUUCAGCUUUGUUCAUCUGAGCGUUCAGGAACAUCUAGCAGCGCUAUAUGUGCAUCUCUCCUGUACAAACAACAACAUACAUGUGUUUGAUCAGAGUUUGUGGUAUAAAGUUAAGGAGAGGUUUCAACUCAAUUCAUCAAAACAUGUUUCAUUAUCUGAGCUGCAUCAGAGAGCUGUGAAUGAGGCUCUACAGAGUAAAAAUGGACAUCUGGACCUUUUCCUGCGGUUUCUUCUGGGUCUGUCAGUGGAGUCUCAUCAGAUUCUCCUACAAGGACUAAUGAAACAGAGAAGAAGCAGAUCUGACAGCAAUAAGAAAACAGUUGAGUUCAUCAAGAAGAAGAUCAGGUCCAUUGACUCUCCAGAGAAAUCCAUCAGUCUGUUCCACUGUCUGAAUGAACUGGGUGAUCAUUCACUAGUGGAGGAAAUACAACAGUAUCUGACAUCUGGAAGAAUAAAGGAAGUCAAACUCUCUUCAUCUCAGUGGUCAGCUGUAGUUUUUGUGUUGUUGACCUCAGAGAAAAAGCUGGAUGAGUUUGAUCUCACAAAGUUUAUUCUAGGAAAAAAUAAAGCUGAAGAUAUGAAAGUUUAUCUGAAGCUGCUGCCUGUGAUUAAAGAAUCCAGAUCAGUUCAGUUGACUGAUUGUGGACUCACAGAUGAAGGUUGUGCUGCUCUGACUUCAGCUCUGAGAUCAAACCCCUCACACCUGAGAGAACUGGAUCUGUCUUGGAAUAAAAUAGGAAAAUCAGUGAAUCUGCUGUCUGAUGUACUACAGGAUCCUUACUGUAAACUGGAGAAACUGCGGUUGACUGAUUGUGAUAUCACAGAUGAAGGUUGUGCUGCUCUGGCUUCAGCUCUGAGAUCAAACCCCUCACACCUGAGAGAACUGAAUCUGUCUAGGAAUAAAAUAGGAAAAUCUGUGAAUCUGCUGUCUGAUGUACUACAGGAUCCUCACUGUAAACUGGAGAAACUGCGGUUGAUUAAUUGUGGAGUCACAGAUAAGGGUUGUGCUGCUCUGACUUCAGUUCUGAUAUCAAACCCCUCACACCUGAGAGAACUGAAUCUGUCUGGGAAUAAAAUAGGAAAAUCAGUGAAUCUGCUGUCUGAAGUUCUACAGGAUCCUCACUGCAAACUGGAGAAACUGUGGUUGAGAGAUUGUGGAGUCACAGAUGAAGGUUGUGCUGCUCUGACUUCAGCUCUGAGAUCAAACCCCUCACACCUGAGAGAACUGAGUCUGAUUGGGAAUAAAUUAGGACAUUCAGGACGUGAACUGCUCACUGAUCUAAAGAAUUCUCCACAUUAUAAACUAGAGACACUGCGGUUUUGAGGAAAUUCCCAUUUCCAUUAAAAUAUCCGCUCUGAGUCCGGCUCCACACACUCUCCUCACGGACACUCUCUUCUUUCUCCACUCUAACUUGAGAAAUUCACCACAGUGUUUAUAAACUCCUCUGAUCUGAAUCACGCAGCAGAAACCACAGGGUCCUGAAGCAGAGAGCUCAGAGAGCUGACAGAGAGACACCUUUUGUGUUUCUUGUUAUACAUACUGAAUACAGAUUGAUAGAUUAAUAAUUAUAGCUUUUUUAAGACAGGGUUUCAUCAAUGUUAAUGACUGUACAGAAUGUGAAUUAUACACUAACUCUGUUAACUUGUAUAUAUGUAUGUAUAAAAUACUGUAUAACUGUGUAAAUAACAUACAUUUCUGACUGCACUGUAUUAAAGUCUCACUCACAUAAAAUGACACUAUUGUCACUUUAAAAUUACUUUACAGCA
Messenger RNA from Megalobrama amblycephala (Wuchang bream), 3756 nucleotides. Its product is annotated as NACHT, LRR and PYD domains-containing protein 5-like. The record is from RefSeq and is a predicted model, not a curated record. Gene Ontology annotation, molecular function: protein binding. NCBI's taxonomy places the organism in Eukaryota, Metazoa, Chordata, Actinopteri, Cypriniformes, Xenocyprididae. The transcript is spliced from 10 exons. The coding region runs from base 404 to 3313 and encodes 969 amino acids.